AUGAGCGCACCCAACGAUCGGUGGCGGCGCCAAUCGCCCCAGCGCAACCAGCGCCCGCACCAGGCGCAUUCACGCGACCGCUCCAUCGGGGGUAGUGGCUACAACACCCCGACCGCCAAGCAGGACGCCGAUCGAUCGAGCUACUCCGGCAAUGUCUGGGGCCAAAAGGGCGCCCAAAGACAGGCCCAGGCAAACAGGCAGUCGGCUCCGCCCGCCGCUACGCAGCAGGGGUAUCAGGAGCAGGAGCACAGGCCCGUGAACGGGUUCAACACGAAGGAGGCCAAAGACACCAUGAGGAAGUGGUAUCAAGAGGCCAACACGGUGGGCUCUGAUGGAAAGUCUCCGCUCUACAAGCCACAGGGCGACGUGGCAGCCCGUAGUGCAGGCCCGUGGGGUAGCAAACCGAACACAAUGGCGAAUGGACAGGAUUUCUGGGUGCAGCUGCGGAAGCAGAUGUCCGCAUUGGAGACCGGCAAAUCCACUUGA
Lasiodiplodia theobromae is the source of this 486-nucleotide messenger RNA. RefSeq lists its product as uncharacterized. Bases 1 to 486 code for a protein of 161 amino acids. The record is from RefSeq and is a predicted model, not a curated record. The transcript has 5 exons. NCBI's taxonomy places the organism in Eukaryota, Fungi, Ascomycota, Dothideomycetes, Botryosphaeriales, Botryosphaeriaceae.